This is a messenger RNA of Gorilla gorilla gorilla (western lowland gorilla), 5841 nucleotides long. RefSeq names its product synaptopodin 2 like (gene SYNPO2L). Bases 995 to 3256 code for a protein of 753 amino acids. The record is from RefSeq and is a predicted model, not a curated record. The transcript has 2 exons. Gene Ontology annotation, molecular function: actin binding. Gene Ontology annotation, biological process: positive regulation of actin filament bundle assembly. Gene Ontology annotation, cellular component: nucleus; actin cytoskeleton; Z disc. Lineage: Eukaryota; Metazoa; Chordata; Mammalia; Primates; Hominidae.
CUGGGUUCAAGCAAUUCUCCUGCCUCAGCCUCCCGAGUAGCUGGGAUUACAGGUGCCCGCCACCACACCUGGCUAAUUUUUUGUAUUUUUAGUAGAGACGGCGUUUCACUAUGUUGGCCAGGCUGGUCUCGAACUCCUGACCUUGUGAUCCACCCGCCUCGGCCUCCCAAAGUGCUGGGAUUGCAGGCGUGAGCCACUGGCCAAAGGAUUCUUUAUAGUAUUAAUAGCAGGCACCUUUGACAUUUGCAAGUUCAGUUCGGAUUCCUGGGGACUGAGAGGCUAUGGGAUGAUCAUGAGAUCCCGAGGAAGUGGCAGAGGGAGGGAGCUUUGGCUCCUUAUCUCAGGCAAGAAUGUUGGCCUGGGCAGAAAAAGCCCAUUCCACUUAUCUCAGGCUUUGCUAUUUUUGAUGUGAGCUACAGAACAACACCUAAGGGUAAACUUUCUCCCUGCUCUAUGCCUCCCGUGCUUUCCCACAGAGACCGUUCUUGUUACCUCCAAAAUCUCAGGAUUCCCCCUCUAGUUAUAUUUCUUCCCUCUCCUCCACCAUUUUGAUUCCUGAUCCAUAGAACUUUGUGUCUCUCAGUUUGGAGUGGAGGCUAAAGACAUGAGAGUUGAGAGUCUGACAUCCCUGAGUGUCCAAUAUCCCAGGAAUUCCAGAUGCGUGCCUAGGAUCCCAUGCUUUCCUCAAUUCUCCACUUAUCUCCCCCUCCCUUCCCAUAAUGCUGGAUGAGACUGUAGCUACUGGCUCAGAGAUAUUUUUAGUCAAGCAGACCUCAUUGUCUACUGGGGUGGGGUUGGGGGAAGGGAAGGCAGGUGCCCACAUCCAUCACACCGGCACUUGUGGGGCAGCCCAGAGAAGGGAGAGGGCCAGGCUCCAAAAAUAGCACAGUGAGCUCAUUCAGCUGCCAGCUCUGGGGACAAGACAAAGGGGCUUUAAAAGGCGUGGGGGGUGGCUCAAGCUGGUCCUGCUCCAGCCAACACCGCCUUUCUCAGCAUGGAGACCUUUGAGCCCAUCAGCCAAGAGCCCCUCAGCCAAGCCAGCUACGACAAAGCCCCAGACCCAGUUCCUGAGCUCCAAGACUCGUUCUAUGCAGAACUGCAACGUGCAGAGAGCCUCCAAGAGAAGAGCAUAAAAGAGGCCAAGACCAAAUGCAGGACAAUUGCAUCCCUGCUCACUGCAGCCCCCAACCCCCACUCCAAAGGGGUGCUUAUGUUUAAGAAACGGCGGCAGAGAGCCAAGAAGUACACCCUGGUGAGCUUCGGGGCUGCUGCUGGGACAGGCGCUGAGGAGGAGGACGGCGUUCCCCCCACGAGUGAGUCCGAGCUGGACGAAGAAGCCUUCUCUGACGCCCGCAGCCUCACCAAUCAAUCUGACUGGGACAGUCCCUAUCUGGACAUGGAGCUUGCCAGGGCGGGCUCAAGAGCAUCGGAGGGCCAGGGCUCUGGGCUGGGAGGGCAGCUGAGUGAGGUCUCUGGGCGAGGGGUGCAGCUCUUUGAACAGCAGCGCCAGCGCGCAGACUCCAGCAGCCAGGAACUGGCGCGGGUCGAACCAGCAGCCAUGCUCAACGGGGAAGGCCUGCAGUCACCACCUCGGGCCCAGAGUGCUCCCCCAGAGGCAGCUGUGCUCCCACCCAGCCCCUUGCCGGCCCCUGUAGCCAGCCCCAGACCCUUCCAACCAGGUGGUGGAGCCCCGACCCCAGCUCCAAGCAUCUUUAACCGGUCAGCCAGGCCCUUUACCCCGGGCCUACAAGGGCAGCGGCCAACUACCACCUCGGUUAUUUUCCGGCCUUUAGCCCCCAAAAGGGCGAACGACAGCCUGGGGGGCCUCAGCCCCGCCCCACCCCCCUUCUUGUCUUCGCAGGGGCCCACCCCUCUGCCCAGCUUCACUUCAGGGGUUCCCAGCCACGCGCCAGUCUCUGGUUCCCCCAGCACCCCACGCUCCUCGGGCCCUGUGACAGCCACCAGCUCCCUGUACAUCCCAGCCCCUAGUCGGCCUGUCACCCCAGGCGGAGCCCCAGAGCCCCCCGCUCCUGCUAGUGCAGCUGCCAUGACCUCCACCGCUUCUAUCUUCCUAUCUGCGCCUUUGCGACCCUCUGCGCGCCCAGAGGCGCCUGCCCCAGGCCCAGGGGCUCCUGAGCCCCCCAGCGCUCGCGAGCAGCGCAUCUCUGUGCCAGCUGCCCGCACGGGUAUCCUGCAGGAGGCCCGGCGCCGGGGGAUCCGGAAGCAGAUGUUCCGGCCGGGAAAGGAGGAGACGAAGAACUCGCCCAACCCCGAGCUGCUAUCGCUGGUACAGAACCUGGAUGAAAAGCCCCGGGCCGGGGGUGCAGAAUCUGGUCCUGAAGAAGAUGCUCUGAGCCUCGGGGCUGAAGCCUGCAACUUCAUGCAGCCAGUAGGGGCCAGGAGUUACAAGACCCUGCCUCACGUGACACCUAAGACCCCCCCUCCAAUGGCUCCCAAGACCCCGCCCCCUAUGACUCCUAAGACUCCACCCCCAGUGGCUCCUAAGCCCCCAUCUCGAGGGCUCCUUGAUGGGCUCGUGAAUGGGGCAGCCUCUUCGGCUGGAAUCCCUGAGCCACCAAGGCUGCAGGGCAGGGGUGGGGAGCUGUUUGCUAAGCGGCAGAGCCGUGCGGACAGGUAUGUGGUGGAAGGUACACCUGGUCCUGGUCUUGGCCCUCGGCCUAGAAGUCCUUCUCCUACCCCGUCUCUGCCCCCUUCCUGGAAAUAUUCACCCAACAUCCGUGCCCCGCCUCCUAUUGCUUACAACCCACUGCUCUCUCCCUUUUUCCCCCAGGCGGCCCGAACUCUCCCUAAGGCCCAAUCCCAGGGGCCUCGGGCAACACCCAAGCAGGGCAUCAAGGCUCUAGAUUUUAUGCGGCAUCAGCCCUAUCAACUUAAAACUGCCAUGUUCUGUUUUGAUGAGGUUCCCCCGACUCCUGGCCCUAUCGCCUCAGGGUCCCCUAAAACUGCCCGAGUCCAGGAGAUUCGCCGGUUUUCCACUCCGGCACCCCAGCCCACUGCAGAACCCCUGGCUCCCACUGUGCUUGCCCCCCGAGCAGCCACUACACUGGAUGAGCCCAUCUGGAGAACAGAACUGGCCUCAGCCCCUGUUCCUAGCCCAGCCCCUCCUCCAGAGGCUCCCAGGGGCCUUGGGGCUUCUCCCAGCUCCUGUGGUUUCCAGGUAGCCAGGCCCCGAUUUUCAGCCACCAGAACAGGAUUGCAAGCUCAUGUGUGGAGGCCUGGGGCAGGGCACCAGUGAACAGGCACAGGUCCCAGGACCAAGGAGAGGUGGAACAUCCAGUUCCUAAAGUUGCUUCUCCUACCCUAUCCCACCCCCUGUCACGCAUCUGGAAGCUAAAUUGCCUCCUGCCAGAGAUGGUUUCCAAGUUGAUGUCCCCUUCCCCCACCUUCCUCCUCACUCUCUACCUCCCUGCCGCUUUCCAACCAACUAUGUCUGCUUUGGUAUCUUUGCCUCUCUUUGUCUCUGCAUUUCCUUUCCUGGAUCUCUGUCUUUAUUUCCAGGCUUCUCCACCCAUAUUCCUCCACAGAUCUCUCUUCCUUGACAUUUGUGCUUUUCUCCCUGGGCCUCAUUUUAAUGUUCAGUGAGAAGUAAACAGAGCAGAAGUGACCACUGGGACCUCAGGCAAGAAGCUCACCACCAGGCACACAGCAAAGGGACUGAACUGACCCCUGUUUGCACUAAGCCACCCCCACCCCCCACUCUGCUUUCCCAAGCUUGGCUGGCAUAUACCUAGGCCUGUGUGUGUGUGUGUGUGUGUGUGUGUGUGUGUGCUCUUCCAUCUAAGGCAUGAAUAAGAGGGGACGUCAAAAUAAAGACCCAAUCUGAGGCCGGGCACGGUGGCUCACGCCGUUAAUCCCAGCACUUUGGGAGGCCGAGGCGGGCAGAUCACGAGGUCAGGAGAUCGAGACCAUCCGGGCUAACACGGUGAAACCCCGUUUCUACUAAAAAUACAAAAAAUUAGCUGGGCGUGGUGGCGAGCGCCUGUAGUCCCAGCUACUCGGGAGGCUGAGGCAGGAGAAUGGCAUGAACCCGGAAGGCGGAGCUUGCAGUGAGCCGAGAUUGCGCCACUGCACUCCAGCCUAGGCGAUGGAGCGAGACUCUGUCUCAAAACAAACAAACAAAAGACCCAAUCCGAGUCUUAUCGUUGUACUGAUAGAAGGGUCAGAUAUCCCCACAUGGAGUUGAGUGGGAGAAAGAGAUUCACUAGAGAAUAACUCCUUAGAGACCAAUGUCUGUAGCAGGUGUACAGCAUCUUGUGAAAGUUAUGGAGCAUGAAAAGACUGAAGGGCCAGGACAGUUUGCAUGGGCUGAGUUAUACCAGCUAGACCAGGAAUAGAACAAAGAAUUCUAUACCUCAGAAUUUCAAAAAGUUAGCAACUUGAGAGGCCAGUGCUGAGCAACCCAGUACCCAGGAAAUGAAAAAAAGAAAGAAAAUUCCCUCCGAGAAUGAACAGAUCAUUGGCUUCAUUGCCUCAUGAGCUUGAGAGAAAGGAGAAGAGAGCCAGAGUGUGGCGAGUGAGGCCAAAACCAGAAGCAUGGCAGAAAUGAGUGUAAGUGAUUGAGCCACAGAAGUGUGGCGAGGGACAAUGCCAUAUUGGGAGAAAGUAAAGUUGAGUAACAAGAAACCAACCGUGUGAGAGAGGGGGAUUGGAAAAAAAUCUGAGGGAGAAGAAUGUUAGAAUGGAAGGGAAUGAUGGUGGAAGGGAGGUGUGAGGGUGUGUGCUGAGUGUUGAAAGAACGGUUGGUGUCUGUGUGAUUUUCCUUGAGUCUGUUCUUCAGUGUGUCUUCUGCAGCUUGCCAUGACUGCCUGGGAAAGAGUAGGGAAAUACCCAGAGCCAAAACCUCUUUUCAGUCCCACCCCAUCCCUCAAAACCCCAGCUAUUGCUUCUUUUCAGCUUCAGGUCCUGAUCUCCAAUCUUAGUAUGGACUCCCUUCUCACCAAGACCACCACCAGCUACGUUUGCUGUGUAAGCUGGAAAGUGAUAAUUUCCUUUGCUUGUUGGGUGUGAGUCACAAUACUUUGGUUUGUGCACAAGAAUAAAUUUAUGCCCCAUACCUUCUGUUGCUGUUAUCUUCUAGUUUUAUUCCUAAAUCCUGAUCUCUCCUUAAUCUUCUUUAACCCAUUCCCCUGAUCUGAUUUCUGAUCUGUCUCUUUUCCUGCCCUCCCAUUUUUCAUCCUUUUGCCCUUUGUUCCCAGGUCUUUUGCUCUUUUCUACAAAUUCUGUCCUGCUUUGAUUUAGCCACCUCCAUCACUCUUCUUGGUUCCCUCUCCCCACAGUCUUCAUCCAAGUUCUCCCCUUUCCCUCCCUUGCCUCAUACUUUCUAGGUAAGGCUUCAGUUCACAGAACUCAGAGAAGUUGGAAAGGCCCUCUGAGCCCUUUGCUAUCAACAUUUCCUCGCUCCUUAGAGGAAGCAACCAUAUUAAACAGUCUCUGGGAAGUAAAUGAAGAGAAAGCAAUGGCUGGAGGGCUGGAGGGGGAGGUGGGAUGGGAGAGGGAAGAAGAAAGCUGAAUUGAGACUACUAAAGAAGGGAGGGCAUUGGAGGUAGGUGAGAAUUAAAGACUUCAGAGAAGGAAAGUGCCAUUGCUCUGAUUCUGCCAGCAGAGGGCACAUUUGUGCCAAUAAUCAGACCCAGGCCGCAGACUCUUCCAAGUGCACUGUCUUAGAAUUCCAAAAAAAGAUCUCAGAGACCAUAGGUUAAAUAGCCUGUCUUCACCCACUCAGUCGUUUUGGGUACUCAGUUGAAGGAGAUCAAACUUUCAGUUUGUUUUUGUUUUUGAGGGUGAGGGUGGUAGUGAUGAUGAAGUCACCUUUAGCUAUUU